Pecten maximus is the source of this 7892-nucleotide messenger RNA. RefSeq lists its product as uncharacterized. Gene Ontology annotation, biological process: actin filament network formation; intracellular signal transduction; cortical actin cytoskeleton organization. Gene Ontology annotation, molecular function: actin filament binding. Gene Ontology annotation, cellular component: cytoskeleton; cytoplasm. The coding region runs from base 846 to 5816 and encodes 1656 amino acids. NCBI's taxonomy places the organism in Eukaryota, Metazoa, Mollusca, Bivalvia, Pectinida, Pectinidae. The record is from RefSeq and is a predicted model, not a curated record. The transcript is spliced from 17 exons.
AGUCCAGAACUUUUCUACACGACACAUAUGCCCUGAAACAGACUUUAGCAGGUUUUGUCAACGUCCAUUCAGGGAAUUUUGUCAAGCGUCCCUGAAUAGAGGAGGUUGUGUCAAAAUAUUUUAAAGGUGUCCCGUACAAGCCCGUUUACAGGUAUUUUACAGGUGAGAACUGGCUUUGGUGAUAAAUUACCUGUACUGUCAGUGUGGCUUUCGCAGCAGGUUGAGAUAGUAACAAGUCGAGGCUGUAUACAGGAGAAAAAACCUAAUUUCGUAUUUCGUGCUGAUAUACCCUCCUUUGUCAAGAUUCCUGUCUCCAGGAGCAAGCUAACUGAUUUGCAAGGUGAGGACGUUUGGCUGUCGCGCUUGGCUGGUUGAGAAGAUGACUCGUCUUAACUUUACCCGUUGACUCCCCCGUAAACCUCGCGGACGACCUGGAAUUCCAUAGCGAUUCAACCCGGAUGAUAUUUUGUACUUUUUGUGGUUUAUGUAAAGUGGAUGUUUUCUCCACUAACGUGGGUAUCAGCUGUUGUAUUGUAGGUAUAAAGUGCGUAAUAAUUAUAUAGGAGUUUACAAUUUAAAGGACGUGGUGCAAGGUACGGGUAUUUAGAUAUUUAGGAUCGCGGCCUUAGGAUACCUGGUUGUCAAAACUCCACGGUGAUAUAUAGUGACAUUAUAUAUUGUGUGUAUCUCGUGAAUCUGUCCUAAUCUCGGAGUCAGGAUUCACACUGGACACCUGUGGCCACAUACCAUUCAUAUAAUUAUAUAUGAGUACGGCAUUCCGACGACGACAGAGCGAUGACCGCCCGCUGGACAACGCAGACCCAAACUGACCAUGUCCGGAGUUGAUGAGCCAGUGGGAGCGUUCUCGGCAGGAGCGUCCAGCACGCAAGACAUUUCGAGGGUCGGUUUUGGUUACCCUGCUGCUGGAGAAACACCCAAAGCGAUUUAGGAGCAGAGUCUCAGCUUCAAUAUUUGCAAGGAAAUUAUUUCGUGAAGGUAAAAUAUUAAGUGUGUUCGGCGCCAGUGCUUUUGAGGAUUCUGAUCAGCAGUUUUACUGGAGUGAUACUGAGUCUAGGAAGCAAUGGCAUUUGAUAAAGUCUUCGCCAUCAGUGCAUUCAUAUGAAAUAAAAAAUAACAGGACGAUUGGAAAAAUAGUUGAAUCGGAUGAUGAAACAAUAUUAGAAAGUGUAAAAGGGGAAUUAAAUUCCAAAUCAGAAAAGCCAUCUGUUUUAAAGACAAUUAUUAAACAGCUCAAAGAGGAUUGUUCAGACUUGAAAGAAAAUGAAACAAAACCAAAAGUGUUGAAUUAUUCAUCUUAUGAUGAUGAUGAUCGGUGCAUAACAACUAGUGAUUCUUAUACGGAUAGUGUUACUCAACGCUACAGUAAGUUCAAGGAAAGAACGCGAUUCGGGGGAGGUUUAUCAUUUCCGAUGGCGUCACGAGAUCAUGACGUCAUUCCUGAGGAGGAACCCUCCCUGGAUAAAACCGGAAACUCAUUGGAACUGGAGCUCACACCCAGGAAUUCGGAACAUUCUAGUGUUAUAGAACAACCAGUGCAUUCCGAACAGAUGAGAGUUUCCCAACAGUCGAGGAAUUCUGACCAGUCCAGGGUAACUGAAACACCGACAAGGCGAUGGCUUGAUGGACAGAAUUCAUACUCAGAUAAUGAAAAACAACUUAUAGAAGAGAUGAACCGGAUGAAAGAGGAUCAUUCGAUCACUCUCACUGCUUAUGAGGAGCGUAUCAAAGACCUGAUGGCGCGGAUGCACGAUUUAAGAGGAAUUGCCGAAAUGUUAGAAAACUCCAGUAAUAAAUCCUCUCCUUAUGGAAUCCUUCCUCCCAGAUCAAGUUUGUUUAACUUCAUAGGUGCUAGAUUGGAGCAAGAGAGAAAACAGGCAACGGCAGCUCUGGGGGGUGAACCAGAAUUACCUCCUCCCCUACCUCCACGGCCGGGGCGCACCAACAAAGUCUACCCCAACAAACCCAUUAUUCAUCCGAAAGUGAAGAUGAAACAACUGGAUUGGUCGCGAAUUAUCAUCAAAGAAACAGGUGAAGGGACGCCUUCUACAAUUUGGCACACGAUGGUGGAACCGAAACUUGAGGCUGAAGAAGCAGAAAGGUUAUUCCAGAACGCAGAGAGUGCAGAGGUUAAAUCUUUAUAUGACGACAUCGCUAGAGUAAGAGGCAAGACGAAACAACAGCUGGUGACAUUACUGGAUGUUGAAAAAUCUCGGCGAGCUGUCUACACUAUGAAAUCUCUACCAUGUUCUAUGAAUGAUGUCAUCAGCGUUGUAACGUCAUUGGAAACGAAACAAAUAAAUUCAGACAGAUUUGCAGAACUCCUCGAACUCAUCGGCGGAGGAAAUGAAAUAGAGAAGGUGCAGUUCCAUGUUCGACGGAAAACGUCAGCAUCUCUUGACUAUCCUGAGUACAUGCUGUAUGAGAUGUCCAAAGUAAGUCACUGUAAAGAGCGUAUGGACUUCCUCAGGUUUAGAUACAGAGUACAGUGGCACCUUUUUGAAACAGAACAACAACUAAAAGAACUCCAUACAGCAUGCGAGGAAGUUUCUAAUAGCGCUGCUCUCAAAAAUCUGCUUCAAUCUCUGCUUGCUGUUGGCAACUAUCUAAACGGCGGAUCAGAAAACGGUCAAGCAGAUGGUUUUGGUUUAGAAAUCAUGAACCGACUUAAGGAGGUUCAGGACAGGGAUGCCAAGAGUAACUUGUUGGAGUUCGUACUGAAGUUGUACUGCCAAUGUUACGAAGUGGAAAUCGAGCUGGGUUGUCCGACCAAGUUUCGUCUUCCAGAACCUUCAAACAUGCGACAUGCAGCACAGGUUUCGUUUGAAAAUAUCAACGAAGCUUUAUCUAAUAUGAAAGCUGAAGUAAGGAGCACGAGAGAAAAGUUCCUAGUCAUGUCUACAAAAGAUGUCAUGGACCCCAGGGACAACCUAUGGGCAACUACCGAAAAUUUCAUGACCUGUGCCUUGGAGAUCAUCCUGGACGAGGAGCGUCUUCUACAAGACACGCGUUCCUACUUCCGGCGAACAACUGCCUACUUCUUAAUGGACCCGGAUACGAUUACACCUCAGGAAUUCUUUCAAUUGUGGGCAACCUUUCUACACGACUGCAAGUACUAUUGGAAACUGGCUCAUCGUAAACUAGGCAAAGAACGCUUCGAGAUAGACUUCAAACACAGAGCUCAACUGGCGGCGAUGUUUGGUCACAAGUUCAUGGAUACAUUCCAAAAUCCCCCUGCCACACGUCGAACAGCAAAUCUACAAAAAGAAGGACAAAAUGUAAAGGAUGUAGUAGCUCCCAGCCAGAGCGCACAGGUCAACGGGUAUUCCGACCACACCGACAAAGAUGCCACCCCAAAGGAUGUGUCCACAACCUACAAAUCUCAUUUAAACGCUCUUCAGGAAUCUCAUUCACCAAAACAACUGACAUGUGAACCUCCUUCAUCUGGUCUUCACAAGCCCCUUCCCAAAGCUGCUUCAACUACCUCGGUGCCCUCGGAAAAUGGAAUCCCGGGAGCACACAACUACGAAAAUCACGAGGACAUGGAAAGAAUGAUCGCAGAGUCUCGGUCAGGCACGUCACAAUCAGAUACAUUGGAGUGGGCUGGGAAAAAGAACGAUAAACCCCAGUUUAAUUUUGUAUCGUGGCUCAAACGAGAGCCUGGUAAACAAAACAAUACUGCUGAAGGUAAAAGUAAUGCCGACAUGUCACAUCAGGCCACGGAGCGACAGCCAGUAUCUACACAAAACUCUACCUCCUUUUCUAAAUUCAAAAACUCUGUGGUGCAGAAAUUUACGCACUCGCCCUCAGGCAAACGGACGGCAGAAGUUGCGGGGUUACAGGAAAACCGAGACACACCACAUGGAUCACCGAUGACUUCACUUCCAUCUUACAUGCCACUUCGAGUUGUAGUUUCUGAGAAUGAGAUUAGUCCGUAUGUAACGAGUAUGGGGAGAGACAGUAGGCAGGCAACGGCCCGAUAUCAUGAAUCUCAAAAAUACGCAACACAACCGGGGGGUAGUAUCUCGCGUGAUUACCGGACAAAUCCUGCUGAACGUAGGAAUGUGCAUGAUACUCGUAUCAUGACGACGGGAGGAGGCAAAGGACGCACAGGCUCGAACGUAUCAACUGAAUACGCUGGAUUGUACCACACGCCACCGUUUCAUGCACCCAUCGACAAAGAUGGUUACUCAUCUCCAAACAUAAUCGCUAACAAUUUCGAAAAAAGUGAUAUAAACAACAAUACAACUCCCAAGAAUGCUAACCGUGAACCCACGACAAACGGUGUGGUGAGGACACGCGCGCCUCUUCUCUUGGGCAGCAAUAUCAGCAUAUCCGACGCAUACCCACCUCACGACAGAGAAGGACUUCCAACAAGGCACCCCGUAUUUGAACAAAGUGUCAGCCGACGGUCUGAUAAGCCUACACAUGCAUUCCAACAUACACCAACUAGUGUUCCGUCGUAUAGUGCAAAACGUGUUCACAAUUAUGAAAACCAAGGUCGACUUGAAACCGGACCAGGCGUAAAACACAGAGCAGACCCGGUUGCAUUCCCCCCUACGACGGUCACACCAUCGUCACAACCGCCUGUGUCGUCACAUAUGAACACUUUUCCUUUAACUAGCAGAUCCAGUGUCACUCCUACCAGUUCACAAAACUUUCCAAGUAGUACACAAAGUACUCCAGCCAAAAAUCUUGCUUACCAUCGAGUACAUGAAACACCGAGCGUGCAGGAAAACACUCCAGGUUCUAGUUCAAGACAACCACCAGCUAAACCUUCGCGGAAUUUACAUCUGAACUUUGGUCAAGAUAGCCGAAGGGAUGAGAAAAAAUUGGCAGCUUCUCUUGAUAGACUCGAUAGGAAUGGACACUCUGUGCCUUCUAUAUCUACCCUUAUUAAUCGCUUUGAGAAAAAGCAAAAUUUACUUGAAGCCGUAAAUAAUGAGGAGAAAUUGUUGGCCAAUGACGUAGCAAAGACGCUUACAAUGACUUCAACGCCAGUGAUCUACAAGAACCCACCUGGGUUGGACGCGGAUGAAAACGAACCCCCGCCGGUUCCACCAAGAUCUGACCACAGUUUCCAAGACAAUUAUCCCUCUGAUAGUCUAGAUAGUCGGUCUUCUCGUGGACAUGGUCGUAAGAUUGUUAAUAUGCCAGAAAGUCAGAGUAAGACCAAUUUUGAUUUAAGUGUUGCACAGAAAUAUUCUUUCGGAGACGCAAAUCCUACCACACCACUUAACAAUGUCGGUAAAUCAAACCAUGUGAGGCAGGAAACGGGGUUAAGUGACCAGGACGACGGAUACCGGGAACGAUUAAGGAAAGCUGCGGCCAGUAGCACAGUGUUAGAGAGACACAACAAACACCUAACUCCUCAGUAUCAUAAACAAAACAAUCCAGUGCAGUUUAGCACACCUCAGUACAAUCGCCAGAACAGUCAAUCUACAGUGAUGUCGGUGAAUUCAUCCCAGGCAUACAGCCGCCAAAGUAGUGUAACUCAAUCACAAACUUCAUCACAGCCUGAUAGAGUGAUAUCACAAAACUCUAGAGGCAAUGGCGCACAAGCACAACCCUCGAGAACAAAUGGAAAUGUUCUCACAGUUACUAACAAACUAGGAUUAAAUCACAGCCAGUAUCAAAAUAAUCAUGAACCAACCACGCCGUCACAAAUCCAACAGUUUCCUAAAGACAAUACUCUUCAGCAACGCUUAGACUCAGAUGGGAGAGUUCCGGCUAGUGCCAUGGCCGUUGUUUCUCCUACAUUAGUUCAUCAUGGAAGUGUGACAUUCAUGGAGAUAUGAAUACAUAAUUAAAUUCUACUGACAUUUUAAUUUGAUACAUAUAGAACAUGAACUAAACUUGGUAUUAUAUAACAAACAUUUGGUUAUCUUUUAAUAUAUCAUGUUUUGAUGUCUUCAUGCCGAUUUUCAAUGUCUAGUAUCGAAAAAAGAUGACCUUUUUAAAACAUAAAUCUAUAGAUUGGAACAAUGCUUUAAUUGGUUCAAGUCCCAGUUUGUUGACAUUAUUUUAUAGCAUUAACUACAUAUAUGUUCCGUUUCAUGGCAUACAACUACUCUAUAGCCUUAUUUGAAAUAUCAUCAGGAAGGUGAUAGGUUAACUAGUUAUUUUUGUGCUUCCCGAAAAACUUAUACUGAAAUAUUGUCAAUAAAACAACAUCGUUAAACUGUCAAAAAAUAUCCCACCUGUACAUUAAAUUAACUGAUAGAACUAACAUAAACUUAUGACCCGAAUUUUUGCGCGGAUGCAGUUUAUACACUGUUUGUAAGCUCUAUAAACUAAAAGUUCAGUUAUAGUAUUAUUGUUUUUCAUUACGUAUUCAUAUACCUUUGUAAACAAACAGAGCCUACAUUUUACGUUAGGCUUGAUGAAGGAUAGCUAAACAACAACAUAAUUGAUUUUAUCUAAAUCACCAAAUAUUCUCUAAUUCCUGAUUCAGGGUAAGGAUUUUCAACAUUUACACAAUUAACUGUGAAAACAUUUUCACGAAUCCCCGAGUAAUCUAUUUAGAAUUAACGCGAAAGUUAAUAUCGCAGAAAUAACUGAUUUGCAUCACAGUACCCACAACAUUCAGUCACGAAUUCAAAAAAUACUUUUCUGAAAGCAGUACAUUGACUGAUCAGUAAAUGGUGGUCAUAUAUUUUAAUAUAAUUAUUAACUUAUUAACACAUUGUUUGUCUUGUUUCAUUUUUCGCCAUUUCGAUAUGACAAGGCAGUAGUGUAGUGUGUUUUGGUAAUCAAUCUAGUCAAUAUAUAAAAUAUUUAACUACCGUUGUGUAAGGUUGACUUCUAACGUGUGUAAACAUGAUGUAAUGAUGAUAUUAUGGAAACGAGAUAUUGUUUUAUACAGCAAUGCCAUGUGUUAAUCUGUAUCAUUACUGUCAAAUUGGAGGGUUACUCAAAUGCAUAUUAACAAGUAUAUCCAUUUAAAUGAUAUUAUAAUUUAUUCAAACGAAAAUGGAUCUCACGUAAUAGUUUAACAAGUUAACGAAACGAGAAAGCCAUGCAAAAGUUAAUUAAACAAUAAGGAACUGAUAAUUUGACACUAUUGAUAAAAACACGAAAAUGAAAUUGUCCACUAAAUUCCUAUAGAGGUUUAUAAUUCGUUAAGUUGAAAAAUCAAGUGUAAUAUAUGCAUGCCACUUGAAACAAAAUUAGUAUGUUUUGAUAUACUUAACAAGUCAUAUUUUUGCAGAAAAUUUUGUUAUGAACACUUGUUUGCAUAAAACGGCCUAUAUUGUUUUCAAUUCGACUGAAACGCAAUGGUUAGUACAGCGAAUGAUUAUAUAAUUUUAAAACUUUUAAUGAAUUAAUGUCAUUUACACCAAUAUGAUACUUAUAAAUAUACAGCGUUAUAUCAAGACCAAGUGCUAUUUAAAAUGUCGCGAAAUGGAUAUUAUAGAUUUAAAAAGAUAUUGUUUAGAAAACGUAUCUUUAAGAUCGUCCUAUAACCAUUUAUCUGUUGGUCUGUGUAGCGGGUAUUGCGAAACUAGAAAACAGAUGUUAUUCAAAUGCUAAUUGUGACCAAACAAAAGGUUUCAUUGAUGUUGAAUCACCAAGUUGCCAGAAAGUACAUCAAUAGAAAAAAAAAUACGAAUGAUUUAUCCCGCUUCUUUUCUUUUGGUAAACGUCUUACCGAGAUAAAUUUAGCGCAAGUUAAUAUAUAUAAUUUUGAAAGAUUAUUCGUUAUGCUCACUUAAAUCUUUAAGUGUGCAUUAAUUUUUGUUUUUUAUAUUAUCAUUUAUUUUAACUUUUGUCCAAAGGACAUGAUACUUGAGAAAAAUGAUGAAAGCAGCAUUUUCAUUUUUUCAUAUUUUUAUACUUUAUUAAUGAACAACAUUAAUAAAAGUGAUUCUUAA